Colletotrichum graminicola M1.001 is the source of this 774-nucleotide messenger RNA. Its product is annotated as Sin3 associated polypeptide p18. NCBI's taxonomy places the organism in Eukaryota, Fungi, Ascomycota, Sordariomycetes, Glomerellales, Glomerellaceae. Gene Ontology annotation, molecular function: transcription factor binding; transcription corepressor activity. The coding region runs from base 1 to 774 and encodes 257 amino acids. Gene Ontology annotation, cellular component: nucleus. The record is from RefSeq and is a predicted model, not a curated record. The transcript has 2 exons. Gene Ontology annotation, biological process: negative regulation of DNA-templated transcription.
AUGGCGUCGAUCGAGCGGGAAGAGACCACCCCAUUUCUUAUACAACUUUUCUGCAAGAACGGCUCGUUUCACAGAACAGAUGAGUUCGCCUCGAGGAGCCUGCCGCCUGCCUUGUCACUCUACACGUGGCCCGACUGCACCUUGACUGAACUCGCUGAGCAGAUCGCUGCCGCAGACCCCUCGUUGCUACCGAGCCCCUCCGUGGGCACAAGGCUGGCCUUUCGUGUUAUAUACCCGGACACCCGGAACGCGGCGGUCCCGCCCAGCGCUCACCAUGCGCAGACACAGAUCCCCCGGUUUAUGGUUAAGGACCUAGGGAGCGUCGUACUAGGCGACGGCACGGCGGGCGCUAUUCUCGGUGCCAACGGCGCGGAGGUGGUUGAGGGAGACAUACACAUGGCCGAGACGACGACGGCAUUGCCGGACACGGACAUGGACAAGACGCUUGGCGACGCCAAGUUCGUGGUGGGGGAUUACAUCGCGUGUGCCAUUCUGCCGCCGCUGCCUGACGGAUCUGUGGCUCCCGCGCUCACCUCGCGGAACGACAGGACCGCGGGACCGUUUAGCGCAAGAGGCGGUCUGGGCGGCCUGGCUUCACAAGGGCCGCGUCGAGACGCUGCGUUUGGUGCGAGACAGGGGCGCGACAGAGACAGGCGGCGCUCUGGGCUCGGUGACAACGGGUUUCCCGAAGGAGAGUGGAGGAGAGGCGAGAGGUUGCCAGAAGAUCCUUCCGAAAGGUCUUGGGGCAGAGGACGGAGACCAGACAGAUGGUGA